CACUUGGCCUAGUCACAGAGUGAGGAGUAAGUGGUCAUGUAAAGAAUAUGUAUCCUCAGCUGGAAAUAUCUCAAUUGGCAACAACCCUGUUUUCCUUUCUCCUGGUUAUGGUGGUCGAUGCCAGCAGAGCUGGCAAAUCAUGUAGGAGCCAAGCAUGUGGAAGUUCCCUGCCAAGGAGUUGGAGGUUCACCAGACUCUUACACAAGGAAUCUGAUGACCUCUUAAAAAUAUAUAAGACCAGUCAAGGAGACCUGUCCGAGCUCUUCUGCAAGAUGUCGAUGGACAACGUCCCUGACCCAGACAUAUCGGGCCUAGAUCCAUCAGCGCGGAUACAGAGCAUGUAUUCCCACAUCAAGACAUUCCUCCCACACCUCCAGAGAGUAACAGAGCAACAGACAGACCUGCAGAUCUUCUCCAAUCCUCUGCUGAGCAAACUGUCCGACACCUACAGCCGUACCAGCAGUUUAGGCAGCCAGAUCAGUUGCAUUUAUCAAACGCUCUUCCCUAACAGUCCACUACUGGAACCCGCGGGGGAACCCACGCCCCUGCCCCUGUCACAGAACAUCUUCCAGCAGAAGGUUUACGGCUGUGUGGUCUUGAAGAGGCUCAAGCAGUUCCUGUCAAACGCGACCCGUGAAAUAAAAGCGCUCAAACACCAAACAUGCACAAAGGGGACUCAACCAAACAUCCCAUCCUGACUGAGAAUGACGUCAGACUAAAUUAAAUACCAGACUUGGUAUAUAUCUAUUUAUUUAUUUUGUAUUAUUUAUUAUGUAUGUUUGUAAUAAAUUGAGGUCUUAACUAGCAUUUGUGUGUGUGUUUGUGUGACCGCAUGUGUGUGCAUAUUAUUUUGUUAAUUUAUCUAAUUGCUCAGCACUUUUCAAUACUGUAUCAUGAUAGUUGUUGAUAUUUGCAGAAAUGCAGCACUUGUCAACAACAUGGCUUGAAGACGGUUAUUAAAAAUUAUAUAUC
This is a messenger RNA of Osmerus eperlanus (European smelt), 972 nucleotides long. It is a transcript of the gene m17, whose product is annotated as IL-6 subfamily cytokine M17. The transcript has 3 exons. Gene Ontology annotation, molecular function: ciliary neurotrophic factor receptor binding; cytokine activity. The coding region runs from base 48 to 698 and encodes 216 amino acids. The record is from RefSeq and is a predicted model, not a curated record. Gene Ontology annotation, biological process: ciliary neurotrophic factor-mediated signaling pathway; negative regulation of neuron apoptotic process; immune response. NCBI's taxonomy places the organism in Eukaryota, Metazoa, Chordata, Actinopteri, Osmeriformes, Osmeridae. Gene Ontology annotation, cellular component: extracellular region.